Contarinia nasturtii (swede midge) is the source of this 1439-nucleotide messenger RNA. Its product is annotated as enoyl-[acyl-carrier-protein] reductase, mitochondrial. The transcript is spliced from 3 exons. Gene Ontology annotation, molecular function: trans-2-enoyl-CoA reductase (NADPH) activity. The record is from RefSeq and is a predicted model, not a curated record. Gene Ontology annotation, biological process: fatty acid metabolic process. Gene Ontology annotation, cellular component: mitochondrion. Bases 103 to 1191 code for a protein of 362 amino acids. Lineage: Eukaryota; Metazoa; Arthropoda; Insecta; Diptera; Cecidomyiidae.
CAUCCAUACGCUGUACAAAUAAGUAAUAACUUCAAUAAAUUCGAUUCGUUUUUUCUCUUGAUUUGCACUAAUUUCUCUGUGAUUUGAAGUAAAUCGUCAAAAAUGUUGUAUCAAAAACUAAUUUUGAGUAGUAAAAUUGGUUUACCGAAACUGAUGUCACUAAAUAUUCGUGCGAUGAGUGUGAAAUCAACGUUCUUACAAAUAGAUGAGCUCGGUGAACCGCACAAAGUAUUAAAGAAAUGUGAAACACAAUUGGAUUCACCAAAGGACAAUGAAAUUUUAGUAAAAAUGCUGGCAGCUCCAAUUAAUCCCGCCGUAAUUAAUAUCAUACAAGGAAAAUACGGUGAAAGUCCAAGUUUGCCAUUUAUUCCGGGAAAUGAAGCGGUCGCUGAAGUGUUGAAAUGUGGUCAAAAUGUGAAGAAUGUUCAAAUUGGCGAUAGAAUCAUUCCGAUUGGUGGUCAUGUCGGAACUUGGCGAACACAUGCCAUUUUCACCGGGCAAGACGUACUAAAAGUUCCAGAUAAUGUUGAUAAUGUGAAUGCAGCUACGAUUACGGUAAAUCCAGCAACCGCAUUUCGAAUGUUACGUGAUUUUGUUGACUUGAAACCAGGCGAUACUGUCAUUCAAAAUGGAGCUAACAGUGCGGUCGGCCAAGCCGUUAUUCAAUUAUGCAAAGUAUGGAAUUUACAAUCGGUAAAUGUGGUUCGAAAUAGACCAAAUAUUGACGAACUAAAAGCACAACUGAAAUCAUUGGGUGCCACAGAAGUAUUAACCGAAGAAGAGAUUCGAACAACUGCUCUGUUCAAGUCAAAACAAAUACCAUCACCGAAAUUGGGCUUCAACUGUGUUGGUGGCAAAAGUGCCACGAAUGUCAUGCGACAUUUAGCCAGCAAAGGAAUUCUUGUCACCUAUGGAGCAAUGUCACGGGAACCGCUUACCAUACCAAACUCAGCGCUGAUCUUCAAAGACAUUUCGUUUCGGGGUUUUUGGGUGUCAAAGUGGUCCAAAGAACAUACACUCGAAGAAAGACAACAAAUGUAUAACGAAUUGUUUGAACUUAUGGCUUCUGGAAAAUUCGCACCACCGGUUCAUCGGCUCAUUCCAUUAGAUGAAUACAAAGAGGCCAUGAUAGAAUUGGCCGAUGUGAAAGGAAUGAUUGGCGAAAAGAUUUUAUUUGAUUUCACAAAAUAGAUUAUAUUUUUUGAUGUAAAUAAGUUUGAUUCAAUGAAACGGUGAAAAUUUAUUGAAAAUAAAAAAAAUGUUAUGAAACGAAGAAAUAAAUUAUUUUUUCUCUAGGCACGUUCAAACUCGGUUCUCUUCAAAAUCAUAUGGACUUUACUCUGUUGAGAAAAAAAAGGACAAACCAAUAACUUUUUACGUUCUUAAAAAUUGUAGUAUCAAUUAUUGGAAAUAUCUUGUAAACUGGACAUAAAUAAAAU